AUGGAUGCUUUGGGUGCCUUGGACUCGCUUUCCGAAGAUGAAAGCCACGAGGAGAUGGCCGAGACAUUUCUGGAGAAACCUCUGGAUUUCCAGGCAUUGCAGCCCCACCUGCGGAAGGAGAGUGAAGAGGAGGCAGAAGGACUGGACCGUAUCUACAUUAAGUUCAAAGAGAAGUUGGCCACCACGGCGACCGAAGAUGGCGAGGUCACCUCCACCGAUCCGCCCCAGUCGAGGGAUCAGCAGAACGCUGAGCUCCCGGUAUUGCAGACUACAAGGAGACCGACGCCGGCUUCUCUGGUGGACGGCGCCUAUGAGAAGUCCCAGCCGCAGAAGAUUCUUGACUAUGACGUCGAGCAGUCAGAAGGUGACCUGAGGCUCCAGAGCCUUCUGCAAGGCGAUUUCUGCCGGAAAUGUGGGAUGAAGAUGUGCCGAUGUGUGGACUACUCCGACCAUGCAAGGAAAAGGCCCUUCUCUUGGCCGAUGCACAGCCAAAGCAAGGCCUCAAAGAAGCGCAGGGCCAAGGGCCCGGGUCCGGGCCCCGCGCGUCCUUAA
Symbiodinium sp. CCMP2456 is the source of this 552-nucleotide messenger RNA. The record is from the annotation of a GenBank genome assembly. NCBI's taxonomy places the organism in Eukaryota, Dinophyceae, Suessiales, Symbiodiniaceae.